UUCUAAAUCCCCAAAUCCGAUUUAGGGUUUAACGGCUGACAAAAAGCUUCUAAUUCGUCUCGACAAUGGUGGAGAACGGAGUCGAUUCGCAUUUGGAGGACGAGGAAAAUGGAAAGGAUUACGGUGUAUUGUUGUACUACAAAUACGCUGAAAUUCCUCAUCUCCAAAAUCUCUUCGAUUUCUACCACUCUAAUUGCUCCUUCCUCUCCCUCCUCGGCCGCGUUCGCCUCUCCCCCCACGGUGUCAACGUCACUGUUGGCGGGAGAUUGUUGGCAUUGAAGAAGCAUAUUGAGGCAGUGAAAUCUAAUGCCUUGUUUGAAGGAACGGAUUUCAAGCUUGCGUCUUGCUUUGAGCCGGUGAAUGAUCAAGUUGCUAGAGAAUGUGGAUUCACUUCAUUGUCUAUCCGGAUUGUCAAGGAAUUGGUGACUUUAAGUUCUCAUCCCCUGUUGACGUCUCCUGAUAUUUCAAAUGCUGGGAAGCAUCUCUCUGCAGCUGAAUUUCAUUCUGUACUUCAAAAUGCAGGGAAGUGUGAAGAGGAGACUUCUUGUUCUGACAAAAAAUUGAUACUGUUAGAUGCGCGGAACUUGUAUGAGACAAGAAUAGGGAAAUUUGAUAAUGCAGAUGUCCAAACCCUGGAUCCAGAGAUCAGGCAGUACAGCGACCUACCUUACUGGAUAGACAACAAUUCUGAUAAAUUGCGAGGGAACAAUAUCCUUAUGUAUUGUACUGGAGGAAUUAGAUGCGAGAUGGCAUCAGCAUAUAUCAGAUCAAAAGGUCCUGGCUUUGAAAAUGUUUAUCAGUUAUAUGGUGGAAUUCAAAGAUAUAUGGAACAAUUUCCUGAUGGAGGAUUUUUCAAGGGAAAAAAUUUUGUUUUUGACCAUCGUGUUUCGGUUGGGAGCUCAAAUACUAGCAUCUUGGGAGCUUGCCUUCUCUGUGGUGUGUCUUUUGAUGACUACACUUCUCGCUGUCGGUGUACCCACUGUAGGAUGCUUGUGUUGAUAUGUGAUAGUUGUCAGGAAAAGAAUUCUUCCUAUGUUUGUGAAUUAUGCCAGAAACAUGACAAGCCUAUCCCUCCAAUUUCUGACCCAGAUGAUGUGUCUGAAAAUGCAUCAGAACCUCACGAUCAAAGUUUAAGCAAGCUUCAAGUGACCGAAGGACAAUGUACUGCCACAACCAAGUCAAUGAAAAAGCUUCGAAUUUUAUGCUUGCAUGGCUUCCGGCAGAAUGCUUCCAGUUUCAAAGGAAGAACAGCAUCACUCGCCAAGAAACUCAAGAACAUUGCAGAACUCGUGUUCGUGGAUGCCCCACACCAAUUACCUUUCAUUUACCAACCUCCCCCGGCCGAUGCAAAAUCCACCUCACCACAACCGCCUCCAUCCUCCGCCCAAUGCAAUAAAAAGUUUGCCUGGCUGGUUGCCUCUGAACACGACAUAGAUCUUGACAACAGAUGGAAAGCCGCUGAAACUCCAUUCGACUCUCUGCAAUAUCAGCAACAAACUGAGGGGUUCCAAAAGUCCAUCGAAUACUUGAAAACUGUAUUUUCUCAAUUAGGGCCCUUUGAUGGGAUACUCGGAUUCUCUCAGGGUGCUGCCAUGGCUGCUUUAGUUAGUGCAGGCGUGGAGAAGCUCGGGGAUUUUAGGUUUAUAAUUUUGUGCUCGGGUUUUGCAGUUGACAUGGCAGGACAUGCUGAUGGGUCGAUUGAUUGCCCGUCGCUUCACAUUUUUGGAAGCAAAGAGGGUCGAGACAGGCAGAUCGAUUGCCAGGCUAGUCAACAGCUGGCUGCCUUGUUCCGGGAGGACAGUCGGGUGAUUAUCGAACACAAUGUCGGUCAUAUGAUUCCGACGAGAGCUCCAUACAUUGAUGAGAUCAAAGAUUUUUUAAAGCAAUUCCUGUAAUUUAUAUUUGGAUCAACUGCUAGAUUCAGGGUGUGAUAUUAGUUGUUUGAUUUGAUUAACUGUGAGAAUAGCCUAAAUUGAUUCAUGGUGUAAUAUUAGUGGUUUUGGAGGAUUA
Molecule: messenger RNA, 2010 nt
Organism: Andrographis paniculata
Lineage: Eukaryota; Viridiplantae; Streptophyta; Magnoliopsida; Lamiales; Acanthaceae
Product: rhodanese-like domain-containing protein 6
Exons: 9
Coding region: 66-1895 (609 amino acids)
Source: RefSeq, a predicted model, not a curated record